Molecule: messenger RNA, 3001 nt
Organism: Geodia barretti
Lineage: Eukaryota; Metazoa; Porifera; Demospongiae; Tetractinellida; Geodiidae
Source: the annotation of a GenBank genome assembly
CAACAGCGGGGGUGAAAGGUCAAGAAGACGAUGGCGCUUCUGCAAUGUUCGUUUUACAGACAUUUGCUGUUGGCCAGGCAACUACUUUCCACUGCACUGUCCGCAAGACAAGUCAUGGUCACGCCCCCUUUAGCCCAAUCCAGACACGCCUAUGCCACGCCCAGUCUAUCUUCAGUUAGACACGCCCACACCACGCCCAUCUGGCACCUGGGCCGACCUCUGCCUCAUGUCGAGGUUGGAUCGGAAACUUCAACGGUAGAUCAAGAAAAGGUUCACCCCCCACCUCCCUCCCCUCACACACUCACACCGUCACAGAUCACACAAGCACCCUCAUCACCGGUGCACACAGAAGUAUCAGACGACGCUCAGAUCACCCAGAGGUAUGGACGGCACCCCAGUACGGCGGAGGAGGAGUGGUCACGGUUGAAACUCACCUGGAGACAGCUGCCAAAGGUCUACCUCAGUCUCUCUAAACACAGGAUCACCACUCUAGUGACGCUGUCGGCAGUGAUGGGCUAUUGUGUGGCUCCAGCUCCAUUCGAGGUGUCCACACUGCUCCUGGCAUCACUGGGUACCGCUCUCUGCUCUGCCAGCUCCCUCUCUUUGAACCAGUGGCUGGAGGUGCCUUACGAUUCUCAGAUGACUAGAACUAGAAACAGAGUACUUGUCAAAGAAAUUGUCAGCCCCUUUCACUCAGUGGCUUUCAGUACAGUCAUGGUGCUAGCGGGAGGGACCCUCCUGUGGACCACAGUCAACCCACUCACAGCGUUCCUCGGUGUUGGAAACAUCCUCCUAUAUGUCGCUGUCUACACACCACUCAAGAGAAUCAGCCUCUACAACACUUGGGUCGGUGCCAUCGUCGGAGCCAUUCCUCCACUGAUGGGGUGGACUGCUUGUACCGGGACACUCGAUCCUGGAGCGUUUGUCCUCGCAGGCAUCCUCUUUGCGUGGCAGUUUCCCCAUUUCAACGCCCUCAGUUGGAGGCUAAGAGGAGACUACUCGCUUGCCGGGUACCGCAUGAUGUCGGUGGUGGACCCCAGCCUGUGUAAACGGACGACACUGCGGUACUGUCUGGCACUAUUCCCGCUGUGUGCAGCAGCGCCGGCCCUAGAUAUCACAACCUGGUGGUUCCUAGUGGAUUCCAUCCCGGUCAAUGCCUGGAUGACUUACCUGGCGUGGAGGUUUUAUAGUGACUCGGAGGAAGAUUUCAAGUGGGCUCGAAAACUGUUUCAGUUUACUCUGUUUCACCUCCCUCUAUUGACUGGGCUGAUGCUCAUCAAUAAGAAACACUGGUACUCGGAAGAAAAGACCAUUAUGUAGAGUGAUGAUUAUGUAAACGAUAAUUUGUCGCCCACGUGCGUGGAAUCCGUGUGGUGGGGGACAUGAGAGGUCGGCCAGAUGGAGUCAGUUUCUUGAGGGGCUGGUGGUCUCCGAGACUAGCCGUGUAAUAGCAGCACAAAUGGCUCUGGCCACCGUAACUGAGGGUAGUGGAAAAGCUCUUAUCAAACAUGUUCCGUUGUAUAAGCAAAGAUGGCGGGUUUCAGAAGCAGAUUUACACAAAAUGUCUUCACUUUUUGGCCGAGGAUGGUGGGAGAUGUUUGCACGGAAAAUUGGGUUUCACGAAGAAGUGGAGAAUAUUAAAAAUGGUUAUAUUGGCCUACAUAAUUGGGUUUACCAGUUACUGCUACAAUGGAGCAGUAGAUAUGAAUCUAAAGCAACCUACAGAAUAAUUCUAAAGGCAUUAUCUGAGCUCAACCAAAUUAAUGCACUACAUGACGUAUGUAAGCUUCUACAUGCCCAGUCAGAGCCUGGUCGACCUUUGCCCUCUGCUCUAGAGAGAUAUAGCGACGCCCUAAAGAGUAAGUAUUCAGAGUAUAAGCUAAAGGCUAUAGUUGAUUGGCCUCCACCACCUGCUGAGAAUAUUGUUAAACUGGCCAUGAUUGGGGAUCCUAAAAUCGAUGAUAAAUUUAUUGGCGAUAUGACCCAAGGAAAUGUUAGAAGUGUGUUGAAUACCAAAACGGUCAUUGAGCCUGUUGAUUUGUUUCAGAGAAUAGAGUCAGGUGGGGGGAAAGUAAUUCUGCUGGAAGGUGCUCCAGGCUCAGGGAAAUCGACAAUGUGUUGGUAUAUUUGUAAGCAGUGGGGGGAAGGGACACUAUUGCAGGGGUUUACCCAUGUUCUAAUGAUUGAAUUGCGUGACAAAACGAUUCAAGCGGCGAAGCACCUUGUUCAAAUAUUGCCUUAUUUUUUGGGUCACGAUAACAGAGUUGCAGAAGAUCUAAUAAAGAAGCACGGAGAUAAUGUUUUGGUUAUACUAGAAGGUUGGAACGAAUUACCAAAAAAUCUGCGAAAAGAAUCAAUUUUUAAAGAUCUUGUCACCAAAGGUGGUCGUAGUCCACUACAAAAUGCGGUUGUGUUGGUAUCAUCUCGCUCAAAUACGACCGUCGAUCUUCAGCAAUACAUUGCAUUGCAAGUUGAAGCUUUAGGUUUUACUCCCGAUCAAAUCAAGGCUUAUGUGGAAGGGUGCUUUGAAUCUAAAGGGGAGCCCGAUAGAGCGCAAAAAUUGCUCGCAAUCAUCAAUCGAAAUCCCAAACUUCGAGAGAAUUGCUACCUUCCGCUCAUGUUGAUAAUCAUAGUUCACUUGUACGACUGUAGCAAGACUCUGCCCGAGUCAUUCUGUGCAAUCAUUAUCGAGCUUGCACUUUCUUGUCUUUAUCGCUAUUGCAAGGAAAAUGGUAUACUCGACCUUGAAGAUAGCAUGGUAUCUUUGGACGAUGUGCCGUCUCAACUUCAGCCUAGAGUGUACGAGUUAUGCGAAUUAGCCUAUAAUGCGACGGUGAAUGAGAGGUAUUCUUUUUCAAACCCCCAAAUGGAUGGUUUGGGUCUGCUGCAGAAUGUACGCAGUAUUGCAGCCAGGGGAAGUAGUGUGACUCAGUAUUUCCUUCACUCGUCCCUUCAAGAGUUGUGUGCUGCUCUCCACGUGUCGAGACAGCCAGUCCCAAAG